AUGGCCGCUACCGCCACCACCGCUGAGAUCGCGACCGACCUCCUUUCGGGCCAGCAGCUCGCCCACCUCCUUCCUCCCAGCUGGAAGGAGGACAUUCCCAAGUGGUUCGCCGAGGACACCCCCAGCUUUGACUGGGCCGGCUUUGUCGUCGGCGAGUCUGACCAGGAGGCCUUCCUCUGGGGCAAGAGCGGCGGUGUUGUUGCCGGUGUGCCGUUCUUCACCGAGAUCUUCAAAUACGUCGACUGCUCUGUUGAGUGGCUCGUCGAGGAGGGCACCGCGAUCCCCGACGGAGAGAAGACGAAGUGCGCCAUCGUGCGCGGAAAGGCUCGCAACCUCCUCCUUGGCGAGCGUGUCGCUCUCAACCUCCUCGCUCGCUGCAGCGGUGUCGCUACCGUCUCGCGGAGGUUCCGCGACAUGGCUCGUGCUGAGGGAUGGAAGGGCCUGAUCGCUGGUACCCGUAAGACGACUCCCGGCUUCCGCCUUGUCGAGAAGUACGGCAUGCUCGUCGGUGGUAUCGACCCUCACCGUCACGACCUCUCGUCGAUGGUCAUGCUGAAGGACAACCACAUCUGGGCAACUGGCUCGAUUACGAACGCGAUCAAGGCCGUCCGUCGCGUUGCCGGCUUCUCGCUCCUUGUCAACGUCGAGUGCCAAGACGAGGCUGAGGCUGACGAGGCCAUCGCCGCCGGCGCCAACAUCGUCAUGCUCGACAAUCUCACCGGUGCUGACCUCCACGGCGCCGCCAAGUCGCUCAAGGACAAGUGGCGCGGAAAGAAGGAGUUCCUCAUCGAGACCUCGGGCGGUAUCGUCGAGGGAUCUCUCACUAGCCGCGUUGGACCUGACAUCGACAUUCUCUCCACCUCUGCCGUGCACCAGGGCACGCCCCACGUCGACUUCUCGCUCAAGAUCCAUCCUGUCAAGAAGUAA
Trichosporon asahii var. asahii CBS 2479 is the source of this 927-nucleotide messenger RNA. RefSeq names its product nicotinate-nucleotide pyrophosphorylase. The record is from RefSeq and is a predicted model, not a curated record. Gene Ontology annotation, molecular function: nicotinate-nucleotide diphosphorylase (carboxylating) activity. Gene Ontology annotation, cellular component: cytoplasm. The transcript is spliced from 4 exons. NCBI's taxonomy places the organism in Eukaryota, Fungi, Basidiomycota, Tremellomycetes, Trichosporonales, Trichosporonaceae. Bases 1 to 927 code for a protein of 308 amino acids. Gene Ontology annotation, biological process: quinolinate catabolic process; NAD+ biosynthetic process.